AUGAAGCCUGAUUAUUUUAUGCUCUCUUUACUCAUUCCUGGCCCACAAUCACCGGGAAAUGAUAUUGAUGUCUUUCUUCAACCACUAAUUGAAAAAUUAAAAGAAUUGUGGGAGUUAGGUGUCGAAACAUAUGAUUCCAAAGAGAACAAAACAUUCAACAUGAGAGCAUGUCUUUUAUGGACAAUUAACGACUUCCCUGCGUAUGCUAUGUUAUCUGGGUGGAGUACAAAGGGAAAAUUGGCUUGUCCAUGUUGUAAUGAUGAAACUUCUUCUAUAUAUCUGAAACAUAGCCACAAGACUUUGUUAGAUGGAACAACUGUAUUUCAUAUAUUGCAAGGGGUAGAAAAUUCUUUUGGGAAGAAGCAAAGGAGAUCAAAGAAUGGCAUUUCAAAUUGGAAAAAGCGGUCAAUCUUUUUUGAUUUACCAUAUUGGAAGUUCAACAUGUUUAGACACAACCUUGAUGUCAUGCACAUAGAAAAGAAUAUAGUUGAUAGCAUUAUUGGAACUCUUUUGGAUAUUUCUGGAAAGACAAAAGAUCAUGCAGCUGCGCGUUUUGACCUUAAAGACAUGGGUAUCAGGAAAAACCUUCAACCAAGAGAUACGAAUGAUGGUAAAAGAACUAAGUUAGCAAAUGCAUGCUUCUCAAUGACUACAGCAGAGAAAACAAUCUUUUGUAGUGUGUUAAAAGGGGCAAAGUUACCAGACGGCAGUGCUUCCAAUAUCGCUCGAUGUGUGCAGCAAACAGAAAAGAAGAUUUCUGGUUACAAGACCCAUGAUGCUCAUUUCAUGUUACAUUACUUGUUGCAAGUACCGAUCAAAAGCAUACUUCCUGACCAUGUUGCCAUCGCUUUAGUUCACUUAUGUUCAUUUUUUCGCCGGAUAUGUCAGAAGGUAAUUAGCCUAGAUGAGGUAGUUAACUUAGAAGCAGAGAUUGCUAAGACAUUAUGCCAAUUGGAGAGGAUUUUUCCUCCAAGCUUUUUUGACAUAAUGGUGCACUUGCCUAUCCAUUUGGCAAAUGAAGUGAGGUUAGGUGGUCCAGUUCAAUAUCGUUGGAUGUACCCUAUUGAACGAUAUAUGUGCACACUAAAAUCGUAUGUUCGUAACAGAAGUCGUUCAGAAGGAUCCAUUGCCGAAGGAUAUUUGGCGAAUGAGUGUAUUAAUUUUUGCUCAAGAUAUUUGCCUGAAGAUGUCCAGACAAGAUUCAACAGAGUGCCUCGAAACAAUGAUGAGUGUGUUUCAGAUGAGCUGCGAACUCCGAGUUUGUUUCCAAGCAAAGGAUGUCCUUUGGGUGGAAAAAUGGGAGAUUUGUUCAUAGAGCAUGAGGAGGCAGUAAAUGACAACAAUCCACGAAGAACAAAGUGGGAGAAAGCCAAAGACCAUAGUCAACAGUUCUCAGAAUGGUUUAAAACUCGUGCCAUGAAAAAGGAUGUGCCUGGUUGGGCAAAAGGGUUGGCAAGGGGUCCAAAUAGAGUUGCAAAAAGAUUUUCAGGUUAUGUUAUCAAUGUGUAUAGGUUCCAUACAAGGCACCGUGAUGCGAGACAUAAAAUCCAAAAUAGUGGUGUCACAUUGGAGGCAUUGACUCCUAAUUUUGCUACUGUGAAAGAUAAGAACCCAAUUGAAGCAAAAGUAACCUACUAUGGUAGAAUAGUUGAUAUUAAAAAAUGCUACCAAGAAGAACCAUUUGUCCUAGCAUCCCAAGUAAACCAAUGCUUUUAUGUACAAGACCCAUAUGUGAGUGACAAACACUAUGUUAUGAAAACAAUUCGAAGAGAUUUAUUUAGGAUAAGUGAUGACCUUGAGUCUGAUUCCCCCAUAAUAUAUGCAAGGGAGCCAUGUGAACCUGAAGUGAUUCCCAGUCUCCCAAAUGAUAAUGGCGAAGUUGAUCUAGUGAGGAAUGAUCUACGAGCAACUAUUAUAGAUAUGGCUCCAAAUAUGUUUGCCAAACAACAUGGUGAGGAAGAUGAUGAGGAAAGCGAAUACGAGUACGUAGAGGACUCUGAUUCUGAAACUUCUUGA
Molecule: messenger RNA, 2016 nt
Organism: Arachis ipaensis
Lineage: Eukaryota; Viridiplantae; Streptophyta; Magnoliopsida; Fabales; Fabaceae
Source: RefSeq, a predicted model, not a curated record